AUGGUAUUGAAUGAAAAACGAGUACUGACCGUCGUCUCAGGAGCUUCACGAGGCAUCGGCAAGGAAAUUGCUAUUCAAGUGUCGAAACGGGUCGCACCGAAUUCAGUGUUCCUACUUACUGCCCGUAAUGAAGCUACAUUAUUACAAAUCAAACAGGGUAUUCUCAACAGCUCAGAAAAAGCUCAAGUAUGGAUAGUUGUCUGUGAUAUGGGAUCGUUUAACGACGAUGCUAUCAACACCUUUACAGAGGUUCUCGAGGAAAUCAAAGGAACGGGUCCAUUUGAUAGCGCCUUCAUAUUCCAUAAUUGCGGUACUGUUGGUGAUGUAUCAAAACGAUGUACCGAAUUAAGUAAUCCAGAUCAAUGGCACAAUUUUCUCAGUGUGAAUCUCGUCGCAAUGGUACAAUUCAAUAAUUUAUUAUUGAAAACCAUCACACAAGAGGUUGCCAAAGAACGAUUCAUCGUAAAUAUCACAUCUUUAGUUGCUAUCCAAGGUUUCCCGUCUUUAACACAGUACUCUGUGGGUAAAGCGGCUCGAGAAGCAUUUUUCCGUGGUUUGGCAGUUGAAGACGAUUCAAUAAAAGUAUUCAACUAUGCGCCAGGUCCUGUCGAGACAGCAAUGCACGACGUGAUUGCAAAGCAAUCGUUCGACGAAGGUAUACGAGCUGUAUUCUCACAGAAUACCUCACUUACCCAUGAUGCUCACCGUGCAUGCUUAACAACAACACAAACAGUCGAGAAAAUGCUCAAACAUCUUGAAGAGAACAAAUUCCAAAGUGGCGCUCGAAUCGAUUACUUUGAUGAUGAAAUGUGA
Messenger RNA from Haemonchus placei, 813 nucleotides. NCBI's taxonomy places the organism in Eukaryota, Metazoa, Nematoda, Chromadorea, Rhabditida, Trichostrongylidae. The record is from the annotation of a GenBank genome assembly.